This is a messenger RNA of Eruca vesicaria subsp. sativa (arugula), 1330 nucleotides long. NCBI's taxonomy places the organism in Eukaryota, Viridiplantae, Streptophyta, Magnoliopsida, Brassicales, Brassicaceae. The record is from the annotation of a GenBank genome assembly.
AUGACGGGGCUUGUGAUGGUGACUAAAUCCACCGUUGGUUGCGGCGGAGGAGGAGGAGGAGAGAGGAGAAAAUCCACCGUUGAGGAGGAAGAGCAGAACCAGCAACUCUCUCUCGUUGAGUUUCUUCUAACAGCUCUGCGUAAAUCUGUAAUAUCUUGCCGCGUCGAUGAUAACCGUCAAGACGACGUCGUAGGAGGAGGGAUCUCCUCAGCCGUCCAUCACAUGGAGAUCGGAUGGCCAACAAACGUUAGACACAUAACUCACGUGACGUUCGAUAGAUUCCACGGCUUUCUCGGUCUCCCACACGAGCUUCAAGUCGAGAUCCCGUGUCGUGUCCCUAGUGCAAGUGUGAGUGUGUUUGGUGUUUCUGCGGAGUCAAUGCAAUGUUCUUAUGACCAGAAAGGAAACAGUGUCCCAACUAUUCUAUUACUAAUGCAGCACAGACUAUACUCUCAACAAGGUCUCAAGGCUGAAGGGAUUUUUAGGAUAAACCCCGAGAACAGUCAAGAGGAACAUGUGAGAGACCAACUCAACAGAGGUGUUGUUCCUGAGAACAUUGAUGUGCAUUGCUUGGCUGCUCUUAUCAAAGCUUGGUUUAGAGAGUUGCCUUGUGGUGUUCUUGAUGGUCUUUCUCCUGAGGAGGUUCUUAACUGUAACACUGAGGAGGAAUCUGUUGAACUUAUAAAGCAGUUGAAGCCUACUGAGUCUGCUUUGCUAAAUUGGGCUGUUGAUCUUAUGGCUGAUGUUGUUGAGGAAGAAGAGUUUAAUAAGAUGAAUGCGAGGAAUAUAGCCAUGGUUUUUGCUCCUAAUAUGACUCAGAUGACAGAUCCAUUAACUGCUCUUAUGCAUGCUGUUCAAGUGAUGAACCUGCUUAAGACUCUCAUCACUAGAACACUAGCUGAACGUGAUGGAACGACAAGCGGAUCAGAAGGAUAUUCACCAUCUCACUCAUCAAAUUCACAAAUUGACUCUGAUUCUGACAAUGCACAAGACAUGGAAGUCAGCUGUGAAUCACAAGGCACGGAUUCAGAAUCCGGAGGAGAAGAAGAAGUACAACAACAACAAGAAGAAGAGCACAAAGAUGAAGACGAUAUUGGAUCAUUAAGCUCAAUAGAGAAAUGCUUCUUAAGUCAGCUCAACGACAGUGCUAGAGUUUCAAACAGCAGUAUGUCUGAAGGCUGGAGCCCAAAAUGCUCUCCAGUGGUAUCAUUCACAGACAACAAAAACAACACUUUAGGCUCAAGCACAAGCGACAAAGUCACUAUGGCCGUCUAAUUCAAGUCAGUUUUCACGGUGUUCCUGGUAACAAUCACAUUUGUUUGUAGCUUUC